UGGUCUGCAACACACAAAACCAAACCCCAGAAGAAGAAAACCUUUAACUUUCAUUCCAAAUAAAGAAUGGAACACUCCACAAAAUUCUUCUGGGUGUUGGUUUUGUGUAUUGUUGCAAUGACAUACCAGGCAAACGCACUUGAAACAGUGGAAACACUGAAAGGAGAGAGUCUAAUAAAAAAGGUAUGCACACUUUCCGCAACCAGAAACCUUUGCAUUGAGGUUCUCUCUUCAGACAGUUAUAAAAGCCCUAACGCAAAUCUGAAAGACUUGGCAAUCAUUUCCCUUAGGUUUGCUGCCACAAAUGCUUCCGGGAUCCUCGCUGAAACCAAAAUUUUGAUCGACGAUGAUAAACUCAGCCCUGAUGUCCAACAAGGUUUGGCUGAUUGCAAGGAGACCAUUCUAGAUGCAGAGAGCCAGCUAGAGGACAGCAUUGCCGCUAUCAUGGUUGAUUCCAAGGGUGAAACACAACUUUGGCUCAAAGCUGCCUUGGCUGCAAUUGACACCUGCGACGCCUCUAUCCCCGGGGACGAUGACAUUCUCUCCGUUGAAAGUGUCGCUUUCCGUAAGCUCUGCAACAUUGCUAUCACCGUUACCAAGCUCCUUCUUCAUCCCAUCAAGCUGUAAAAACCUCCGCUUAUGCUAUUGUGCAUGCAUCCAUCUCUCUAACUCUUUUCUUCAUCUUCUGCAUCGCCAAUCUUAAAUUGCAUGUUGUUGCACUACAUUUUCAACCGAUGAAUAAUUAAUAGUGUUUCAGAAGUUUCAAAUAUUA
Vigna unguiculata (cowpea) is the source of this 772-nucleotide messenger RNA. RefSeq lists its product as uncharacterized. Gene Ontology annotation, molecular function: enzyme inhibitor activity. The record is from RefSeq and is a predicted model, not a curated record. Gene Ontology annotation, biological process: negative regulation of catalytic activity. Lineage: Eukaryota; Viridiplantae; Streptophyta; Magnoliopsida; Fabales; Fabaceae.